This is a messenger RNA of Gadus morhua (Atlantic cod), 2682 nucleotides long. RefSeq names its product ubiquitin-like domain containing CTD phosphatase 1 (gene ublcp1). NCBI's taxonomy places the organism in Eukaryota, Metazoa, Chordata, Actinopteri, Gadiformes, Gadidae. Gene Ontology annotation, biological process: regulation of proteasome assembly; protein dephosphorylation. The record is from RefSeq and is a predicted model, not a curated record. Gene Ontology annotation, molecular function: protein binding; protein serine/threonine phosphatase activity. The coding region runs from base 283 to 1239 and encodes 318 amino acids. Gene Ontology annotation, cellular component: nucleus. The transcript has 11 exons.
CUCGCGUCACUUCCGGCCAAUAUCACAACGACCGGAAGUGCAGAGUGUUCAUUGAAUGAAAGUGAGGAGCAAACUUCAUUCGACUUCAUCAAUUGUCGUUGCUGAAGAGCAUAUUUUAAUAGGGAACCUUGAUCGUCAGAUAUAUUUAACGAGGGCUGUGUGUGCAUGCACUUGCCAUCUGCAACCGGUGAAGCGUAUGCGCUGGUCAGCGCAUCUUUGUGAGCACACACACACAGCAGCAGUCCACGGGGUGUAUGUAGGCACGAGGAGACGCUUGCAGUCAUGUCUGUAUCGGUGAUCAUAAAGUGGGGCGGUCAGGAGUACUCCAUACGUUCUCUGUCAGAGGAGGACACCAUAAUGGACCUUAAACAGUCGAUUAAGUCCUUGACUGGCGUGCUGCCAGAGAGACAGAAGCUCCUGGGUCUCAAGGUGAAAGGUAAACCAGCAGAGGACGUGGUAAAGCUGGGUUCUCUGAAGCUCAAGCCCAACACCAAGAUCAUGAUGAUGGGCACCAGAGAGGAGGGUCUGGAAGAGGUGUUAGCCCCACCUCCAGAGAACGAUGAUGUGGUCAACGACUUUGACAUUGAGGAGGAAGUCAUCGAAGUGGAAAACAGAGAGGAGAACCUAGCUAAAAUCGCCCGGAGAGUGAAGGACUACAAGGUGGAGGAGCUGAACCCUCCUAGAGAAGGCAAGAGACUCCUUGUGUUGGACGUGGACUACACACUGUUCGAUCAUAAGUCCUGCGCUGAGACGGGUCAAGAGCUGAUGAGACCUUACCUCCACGAGUUCCUGACGUCUGCCUACGAGGACUACGACAUCGUGAUCUGGUCUGCUACAAGUAUGAAGUGGAUUGAUGCCAAAAUGAAGGAGCUUGGAGUCAUUGACAACCCAAACUACAAGAUCACCUUCAUGCUGGACAGUGCAGCCAUGAUCACCGUGCACACACCCAAGAGAGGCGUAGUGGAGGUGAAGCCGCUGGGCGUGGUUUGGGGCAAGUACGAGGAGCUGUACAGCAGGAAGAACACCAUCAUGUUCGACGACAUCGGACGCAACUUCCUCAUGAACCCGCAGAACGGCCUGAAGAUACGACCCUUCAUGAAGGCCCAUCUCAACAGAGAGAAGGACAGAGAGCUGUAUAAACUAGCUCAGUACCUGAAGGAGAUCGCCAAGCUGGAGGACUUCACCGGACUGAACCACAAACACUGGGAAAGGUACUUGUCCAAGAGGCAGAACCACUGAUGACCAGGGAGCGGACACACACACACACACACACACGCACACGCACACAUAGCACACUCACAGACGUAUAGCACACUCACAGACAUGUCACCUCACAGGACUGAGAUGGGCCUCCUAUAUUCCUGCUGUUUGUCUCUCUCUGUGUGUUCUUAAGCAUAAUUCAUGAGUAAUUCCCAUCAACGCUUAUUACAAAGGGACUCAUGUGGGGAGGAGCCUGUAGCCACAGGGGUAGCAGUGGGUCUCGAAGCACAGCAGGUGUGUGUAAGAUAAGACAACAGGUACGUGCGUGACGACAACACUAACUGCUCUGUAAACUUAUGCAAGCAGCUACACGGUCCUUUAUGGGAAAGUAAAGGCUGAUAGUUCAGCUUAACAGCUGGACGUCUACACUGGCGUUGUUGUUUCACCAGUAGAAAACCAAUCCUAUGAUUUUAUAGGGGUUAGAAUAAGCUAGUUAUUAACCAAUAUUUAUGUAUGCCAACUGUAAACGUAUCAUCAUGAAGCAUAUCAAAAAGAGGGAUUGUCGAGUUUCAUAUAAAGGUGGGCAUAUAAUGUACCGAAAUGUACCUAUGCAUCCUUUUUUUUUCUUUUUUUUUUUGUACUUUUCCAAAAUCAGUUUUUGUGUUGCAGAUUGGCCGUUCUUUCAGUCCUAUGGUUUACAUUAGUCCGUGAUGGGUUUGUGUGUUCAAGUAUCAAAGCGAACUGCACCGCUUGACCUACAAACGCAAAGCAACCAACAUUUGUGUGUGUGUGUGUGUGUGUUGGGGGGGGGGGGGGGGGGGGGGUUUAAAGGACAAGGCUGGAGUUGCCAUAAUGCUUUCCUCCUGCUUUAAAACCACGGUCUGUCUUGCAAUUUGCAAAAAGACUUGUAUUUUGGACUUCUUUGUAUUGUCAAGAGGAACAUGUGUAAAAAGACAUCAUCACCAUCACAGAGACGCAGUGCUGCUUUUGGCAGCAGGAUGCAUCGUUUCCCUGAAAUCGUUUUCGUUCUCUGCCUCGGUCACCUUUACCUGGGUGUUUAGGGGAAGAGAUCUUGGCCAACCAGAGCACUGAGGUCACCCAACACACACGAGCUAGCGGCGUGAGCAGGCACAAAGCAGUGUUUCUUUUGAACAUUUCAAUUUCAAUGUGUCCUUUUUUAAAUAUCGGACUCAUCCGUUAAUCAGCUUGUGUUUGUACAUAUAUGUAUGUAUACGUAUGUAUAAACGCAUUUGCAUCACUAACAGGUCCUAGUAAAGGGUGUGCAGGGGCAGCCCAGUAUACGUUUAACAAUGUGUGAGAUGAGUGUUACAUCCUGUGUUACUAAGAUAGUUGAACCUCUUGGAUUCACACCAAUGUAAGAGCUGCUUUUUAUUUUCAGUAUUUUUUCGGCCUCUUUGUGUAUCUCUGAUCCUCGUUUUGGCUGUAAAUACAAAAAUAAAAUUUUGUACUAAAACAAAUGAA